CUGCUAGAAUUGUUCGACAGCGAAGACCCCAGGGAACGUGAAUACCUCAAGACCAUCCUCCACCGGGUUUAUGGAAAAUUCCUGGGCCUUCGGGCGUAUAUUCGCAAGCAAUGCAAUAACAUAUUUUUGAGGUUUAUCUACGAGAUGGAACAUUUCAACGGAGUGGCUGAAUUAUUAGAAAUCCUUGGGAGCAUCAUCAACGGCUUCGCGCUGCCCUUGAAGGCGGAACACAAGCAGUUCCUGGUACGGGUACUCAUCCCACUUCACUCCGUCAAAUCGCUCUCCAUUUUCCACGCCCAGCUGGCCUACUGCGUGGUCCAGUUCUUGGAGAAAGACGCCACGCUGACCGAACACGUGAUACGGGGCCUGUUGAAAUACUGGCCAAAGACUUGCACCCAAAAAGAGGUGAUGCUCCUGGGGGAAAUCGAGGAGAUCCUGGAUGUGAUCGAACCCUCGCAGUUUGUGAAGAUCCAGGAGCCGCUGUUCAAGCAAGUGGCCCGAUGCAUCGCCAGCCCCCACUUCCAGGUGGCCGAACGGGCUCUCUAUUUCUGGAACAACGAAUACAUCCUGAGCCUGGUGGAGGACAAUUGUCACACGGUGCUCCCCACCAUCUUCGGCACGCUCUACCGCGUCUCCAAGGAGCACUGGAACCC
Messenger RNA from Thamnophis sirtalis, 653 nucleotides. The record is from RefSeq and is a predicted model, not a curated record. NCBI's taxonomy places the organism in Eukaryota, Metazoa, Chordata, Lepidosauria, Squamata, Natricidae.